Messenger RNA from Fusarium mangiferae, 1332 nucleotides. RefSeq lists its product as uncharacterized. Gene Ontology annotation, biological process: transmembrane transport. Gene Ontology annotation, molecular function: transmembrane transporter activity. The transcript has 3 exons. Lineage: Eukaryota; Fungi; Ascomycota; Sordariomycetes; Hypocreales; Nectriaceae. The record is from RefSeq and is a predicted model, not a curated record. Bases 1 to 1332 code for a protein of 443 amino acids. Gene Ontology annotation, cellular component: membrane.
AUGGAGAAUAAAAAGAGCAGACAGAGUCAAGAUGGACCUGAGAAGGAUAUUGACGUUGGGGAAACGCAGGAAACACAAUCUGACGUAGGUCUUGAGUAUUACCGCCAGUCUCAACUCAUGGACCCUGCGCGACGAGAAGAGGUAGCCAAAGAAGAUGUGCUUGAUCUAUCUGUAUCAUUCCUCGAUAUGCAAACGCUCAAUUAUGAAUCUGCAUAUGGUCUGAAGAAGGAUCUGAAUCUCGUUGGCAACAAUUACUCGUGGAUUGCCUCCGUCACAAACAUCGGGUACCUGGGAGUUCUGCUGGUCUUUAAAGUCGGCGCAAAGAACUUUGCUGGCAUGAUGGUGUUGCGUUUCUUGCUAGGAGCACUGGAAGCCUGUGUUGGUCCGGCUUGGAUGCUCACCGCCAGCAUGUUCUGGAAGCGCGAUGAGCAGCCUUUGCGGAUGUGUAUCUGGCUUGGCUGUAAUGGUAUUUCCUUGAUGCUAGGCGCCGGUCCCUCUUUGGGUCUUGGUCAUACUGAGAAUACACAUUUGGAACCCUGGCAGCUUGUCUUUAUUGAAAGCCUAAUGCAAAGCGAUAAUAGCGGCACGACCUCUAAUAUAAUCUUCUUAUAUGACAUUGGUGUUGUCACUAUUUCUGGGGGCUGUAUCGCAUUCUUCUUCUUCCCUUCCAGCCCCAUUGAUUCCAAGCUAUUCACCCAUGAAGAAAAGUUCUUCUCUAUCUGGCGAAUCGCCGACGACCAAACAGUUAUUAAGCACAGCACAGUGCUCCACUAUCUGAUCGAAGAGGCGCUUUUAGAACCAUGCGUCUGGUUUAUAGCUGGCCAGCAAAUUGCGAUAGGCAUUAUCAAUGCUGGAAUCACCAAUUUCAUAUAUGCUCUUUUGGCUGGUUUUGGCUACAGUCCUCACCAGGUCAUUUUUUCGCAGCUCCUGAACGGAGCAUUUCAGCUAGUCAUGACUAUAUCUGCGGGAGCUAUCGCCUCGAACGUUCAACACUCCUCCAUCCUCUGCGCCAUAGCUAUCCAUAUCCCAUCGCUCGCAGGCAUUUUGGGUAUUGCCCCGAUCACGAUCGAGCACCGCUUAGCACUCACUGCCUGCUGUUGGUUGCUCGGUAUCAUCGGCACCGCUAUUAUCCUAAACUGGUCUAACAUCCCGGGACAUGCCAAGAGAAUGACAGUCAACGGUCUCAACUUUGUUUGCUACGCUAGCGGAAACAUUACAAAAGGAGACCGGAAGGCCCGUGGGAAUAAACUCAAUUUUGACUUUAUGAUAUUGGGGACUGCUGAAAAAGCCGGUUCACAUGCCGAGGCUACUCAUAGCCCCUGUAGCCCAUGA